Brienomyrus brachyistius is the source of this 2556-nucleotide messenger RNA. RefSeq lists its product as uncharacterized. The coding region runs from base 763 to 1821 and encodes 352 amino acids. The transcript is spliced from 2 exons. Gene Ontology annotation, molecular function: nucleic acid binding; zinc ion binding. NCBI's taxonomy places the organism in Eukaryota, Metazoa, Chordata, Actinopteri, Osteoglossiformes, Mormyridae. The record is from RefSeq and is a predicted model, not a curated record.
GUGGCGUGGGGUUGACAGCUGCUUCAUCUCGCGUGGAACUACUGCUGCUCUGCCUAGCGGCAACUGCGCCCUGCUCUGCCUAGCGGCGACUGCGCCCUGCUCUGCCUAGCGGCGGCUCAGCUUUAUUUUGCCUUAUUGCUGCUGCCUAGUGACAUUUGCACCGUUUCGCGCUUUGCGCUUCCGGUUUGUCCAUACUCUGUCUAGCCUAUAGCAGGGUCCCGGUGCCCAGCCUUAGAUCGGCAGGAAGUGGCUGCUGGUACGCGGCGGUGCUCCAAGCUUACGGUGCUGGGAUCGACUGAUUACUCUUUUUAUGGUUUUAUUGUGUAAUAAAAGUGUGUGUGUUUGGAACAACGUCUCUCCGCUGUUUCUGGUGAACGGACCAGUGUGCCUUUGCCCGGGGAUAGGGCGAUUUAACUUUCUCUGGGUGUAAUACCUGGGGUGGCGUAGUCGGACUAACGUAUGGCUAUUGGUACCAUUGUUUGGUACUAUUUGGCAGUAUUUCUCUCACCACCACUCGCCACAUCUUGGCGUAGUCGGCAGGAUCAUCUUUCAGCGGAGACGUGUGUUCCUUUUAAUUGAGUUUCUGUAAUUUUUGUUUUUUUAGGGUGUCGUCAGUUUGGAGAGGCAGAGCAGCAGUUUGUUCCUUGUGGAUCGUUUUGGGUGGCUUGGUGAAGGUUUGCCCAAGAUACGGGUUCGCGUAGCUGUAAUAAUUUGAGCGCUACCAUCAUACUGGAUUAGCCCAGCCUUGGUUAAAUUAUAGGUAUGGCGGAGGAGUUACAGGAAUUGAGGGAGCUUGUUUUACAACUGCAAGCUGAGAAUGAUAGGCUGCGCCAGGAGCCGGUUUCUGUUGCCCCAGGGCCUAGUGCUAGUGUUAACCCCAGUCACUUUACUGUACCCAGUAGGGGUACCCCUGUAGUCGAACGUUUGGUUCUCGUCCCUAGGGAUAGGAAAUGCCCCAUUUUUAGAGGGAGAACAGGAAUAGGGUUAAUGGAGUGGCUGGAGGAAGUGGAGGCCAGUAUGAGGGCACGUCAUUUGUCCAUGGCAGAUCAGGCAUUCUUCUUGUUUGACCAUUUGGAGGGCGAGGCAAAGGAGGAGAUAAAGUACCGUCCUCAGGACAGAACAGACCCAGUAAAGAUAAUAGCAGUUCUAAAGGAACUGUACGGGUGUACUGAAUCCUAUGUGUCUUUACAGCAAGCUUUCUUUGCUAGAAGGCAAGAGGACGGGGAGUCUCUUCAGGAGUUUUCCUUGGCUUUAAUGGGCCUUAUGGAGGCUGUAAAACAGCGUGCACCGGCCGAUAUGGAGAAUGCAGAUUUGUUGCUGCGGGAUCAAUUUAUUGAACACGUACUAGAUGGUGCUUUGCGCCGUGAAUUGAAACAAUUAGUGCGCCGGCAGCCUAUGGCUACGUUGUUGGAUGUCCGAGGGGAGGCUAUCAGGUGGGAGCGUGAGGGUUUGUCCCGUGCUGCACACGGACGGAGUAGUUCCGUGCCAGCAGUGCUUGGUGUUCAGUAUGGGGUUCAUGGUGGUCCCCAGGGUGCUGGUAAUUCAUCCCAUUUGACUGCAAUGGAGGAAGUGAGAGCGUUACUGACGUGUCAGCAGAAGCAGUUGUCUCAGCUCACCCAGAGUGUGGCUCGGUUGCAGAAUUCCAGUCAGCGUGAUCGUGCACCCCAGAAGGAUCCAGUAAUAUGUCGGCGUUGUCAGCAGCCCGGUCACUUCGCUAGGGAGUGUGAUGGUUUGCGCAUUCGCUCUGGUAACUUGCCCCGGCAGAGGAUAUCCUCACAGCCCAAUAGUCAGCCCCAUCCGGUGCAGCCGUCGGAAAACUAGUGCCCACUGAACUGGGGGGCCAAAGUUCUGUGGGGAUUGUUUCUGGCUCAAGUAAUUUGGGGAAUGCCUCCCGGUUAAUGUCAUCCUGCCCCCACUUGGAGGUAGACAUGAGUGGCGUAAGGGUGCCCUGUUUGGUUGACACUGGAUCAAUGGUGUCUACUAUCACUCAGAGCUUCUUUCAGCAAUAUUUUGUGCCUUUGGGUCAUGAGCGACUACAGGAUUGCCGUUGGUUGGAGCUUCGAGCUGCCAAUGGACUAGCUAUUCCAUAUAUUGGUUAUCUGGAGCUAGAUGUUAACCUGUGUGGAAAGUGGAUGCUGGGCUGUGGGAUACUUGUGGUCAGGGAUCCCCCUGGCAGUUUACCAUCUCAAUUUCCAGGUAUACUGGGUAUGAAUGUGAUUAGGAGGUGUUAUCGAGAGUUGUUUUCCCAGCAUGGUGCGUUGUUGUUUGAACAACCUGGCUCGUUUCAGGUCCCUGAACCAGUGGUGCAGGCAUUAUGUCAGUGUCAUGCUCAGGAGUUGGCUCCUCCGGUUUCGGGUAGGGCCAAGGUCCGGGGUGGGAGGGCCUGUCGCGUUCCAGGUGGGACCAUGAAGUUGGUGGCCGCAACAUGCUCGGAGCAGCUUUCUGGUAGCACUGUAAUGUUUGAACCUCCAGAGGCUGGUUUGCCUGCUGGGCUUCUUGCUUCCCCGGCAUUGGUUCAGGUGCUGCGGGGCACAGUGUACAUUUCUGUCAUCAAUG